Zophobas morio is the source of this 710-nucleotide messenger RNA. RefSeq lists its product as uncharacterized. Lineage: Eukaryota; Metazoa; Arthropoda; Insecta; Coleoptera; Tenebrionidae. The record is from RefSeq and is a predicted model, not a curated record. Bases 155 to 541 code for a protein of 128 amino acids. The transcript is spliced from 2 exons.
GAUAAUUACAAACCUUAGCUGACUCUCCACUCUUAAACAUUGGUAUAAUUUUUGCAAUUUUCCAAAGGUCUGGCAGGCAACAAUUUUUAAGAGACCGAUUGAAAAUAAGGAGGAACGUGGAGGGUUACCGAGAGAAAGAACUUGGUAAUAGACAAUGUUGUUACCAGGGACUCUAUUCACUACAAGCGUUGUCUCUGUCCAUGGCCUGGAUAGAUUACCGUGUCUUGCGAUGUCUACCCCACUAGGGAGAUGCAUAAAAGAUAUGUUGCCGCUUUGGCGAACUCGCUUCACCAUAACAUCGGAGUUGGUAAUGCUCAGAAGGGGAGUUUUUCAGGGUGAUUCCCUAAGUCCCCUUUUGUUCUACAUCUCACUGCUGCAGCUCUCCAUUGCCUUAAAGCGGACCUGUGGAUAUAUGUGUGGACCACCAAGCAAUCGGAGGCAUCAGACCACCCAUUUGUUUUAUCUGGAUGAGAAAGAUUCCAAACAAUCUCUCCAGGGUCCAGGAGUAUACACGGGACGUAGACAUGGAACUGCGAGCUGACAAGCGCGCAGUUUUCCAUUUGCGGAGAGGACGAUCGCCGGAGUUCUCUCAAGACGUGCAACUCGCUAACGGAAGCAUCUUCAGAGAUCUGGAUGACAAGAGACAUACAAAUAUCUUGGCAUAGAGCAACAGCGUGCACAUGACGCUCCCAAGGUUAAAGAAACUCUUC